Corticium candelabrum is the source of this 1827-nucleotide messenger RNA. RefSeq names its product myosin-4-like. The transcript has 19 exons. NCBI's taxonomy places the organism in Eukaryota, Metazoa, Porifera, Homoscleromorpha, Homosclerophorida, Plakinidae. The coding region runs from base 14 to 1573 and encodes 519 amino acids. The record is from RefSeq and is a predicted model, not a curated record.
ACCCGGAUAAGUCAUGGAAGGAGGCCAACUACGGUUUGCCAUUAGUCUCGAUUCUAGCGACCUAGAAUCCUUCAGGCCAUCUAUAUCCGACCAGGCUCGAUGCGGCUUUUUCGGUCAAGAUGUAGCCUCGCAGACGGAGCAGUCGGAAAUCGUUUAUUUGAAAGAAGUGUCUACAUCCGUGCAAAUGCUGAUGAAUAAUCUGGCUGUUGUCAAACGAGAUUUAAACUUUGCUAAGCAUGUCUUACGAGCGGACUACGAAGCAAAGAUGGAUGCAAGAGCUGGAGAACUAUAUGUUAGACUGAAUGAGCGCUUGACAGAAGUGGAGGCAAAGCACAAAGCAAAAGUGGACAUUGUAAGGAAGAGCUAUCGUACACAGCUGGCUGAUGCUGUAGCAAGAAUCUCUGGUGAAUACAAGACAUACUAUGAAGGGAUAAUGCAAGGCAAGUUUGGUCGUCAUGAUGGCAAGCUGAAGGAUGUACAAGCAAAAAAUGAGGAGCUGCAGAAUUCCUUACAACAGAAUGAGUCUGUCAUACAGAUGCUGCAAAUGCAGCUACAUCAGGCGCAGACAGAGCGAGAAACAUUAGAAGAAAACGAGGGUUUUGAAGUGCCAAGUGCUACUCUUGAUGGUGGCAUUUCACUUGAGGAAUUUGAGGAAGUGCAAGAGAAGUUAGAAAGUGCAGAGAACAAAGUGGACGAGCUUCAUUCAGAACUGUUAACCAAAGACUCAACUGUUCGACAGCUUACUACAAAGGUAAAUCAAUUGUCGGAAGAGCUGAAGGAAGGACAGGCACGUGUUGCAGAGCUGCAACGGGAUCUUGAUUCAGAGAAACAGAAAGCACGUGCAGCUGCUGGUCGAGCUACAGAAGCGGCUUCUCGUCAAAUAGCAGACUUGGAAGCGAAGAUGAAAUCAAACAUUGAGAAAGCAAAGAAAUCUGCAUAUGAGCAAGCUGUCAAGGAAGCUGAAGAGCAGCGUAACAAAAAGGCAGGGCAGUUUGAAAGUGAAUUGGCAAGAAGGCAGGCAAUAGAAGAGCAACUAAAAAAGGAACAAGAAAGAUUGCAAGGUGAUGGUGCUGUUGCUGCUCUGAAGCAGUUACAAAAAAUUGAAAAAGAACAGAAGGCAGAGAUUGCAAGAUUAAAGUGUGAGCUGGACAGGCAGGAAAAAACGUGGCAGAUAAAGUUUGCUGUGUUGCAGAGAACUUUACAUGCUGUGAAAGACGAAAGCUACAUACGUGCUAGUCUACAUCGACAAUCAACAAGAUUGCACCAUGCAACUGUGGCAUAUGCUCGGGACAUACCUCAAGGAGUUGUCACCAGAGGCAGAAAUCCAGGGAUGAAGGCAGUCCUGCCAUGCAUUGAUCCUAAACCAUCAGCAAACAACAUUCCUGAAUGCAGAGAUGAUGUUGGCUAUACUGAAGGUCAGAUUGAAGAUGCUGGACAUCGUACAGAUAGUCGAUCUUCAUUACAACAAGGAAGCUCAACUAGAUGUGCAGAUGAAGCAGAGCAUCAAGAGUUAAUACCACGUUCUGUAUCACAAGGUCACGUCAUUGUUGUACCAUCUGUUGGAAUAUCUUAGAGAGAGAAAACAAAAUUUCUAUUUAUUGAAAGAGUUAAGCUAGAUUGAAUCGAAGUCUUCUGCGCUUGCAACUACGUGAUCGUAGAAGAGUCCAACCAAUAAACACAAGAGCUGCCAUUGAGAUAAAAUACAGAAACACAGAAAAUUUCCAAUCCAUUCCAUAGAAAAGCGGUGUGUGGAUGUCUGCUUCUAUCUGAUUCUUGUAGCUGUGUAUUCUUGGCUUUAUUCGUAUUCCGUGUGUGACAACAGGUCGA